Molecule: messenger RNA, 1098 nt
Organism: Schizosaccharomyces osmophilus
Lineage: Eukaryota; Fungi; Ascomycota; Schizosaccharomycetes; Schizosaccharomycetales; Schizosaccharomycetaceae
Gene: aim22
Product: lipoate-protein ligase A
Exons: 1
Coding region: 1-1098 (365 amino acids)
Biological process (GO): protein lipoylation
Cellular component (GO): mitochondrion; cytoplasm
Molecular function (GO): lipoyltransferase activity
Source: RefSeq, a predicted model, not a curated record
AUGGAUUUGAGGGCGCGUUUAUUGUCUGAAACCUCGAAACAAUGGUUUAAGCUAUUACAUGCUAAAGUGAUCGUUAGUAGGUCAGUUGACCCGUACUUCAACUUGGCUCUCGAAGACUUUCUGUACUCUAACAGUAAAUCUGCUAGAUCUUUAGUUCUAUACACAAACACCCCUAGUGUGAUUAUCGGAAGAAAUCAAAACCCUUGGGUGGAAGCCAACGUGAGGAAAUGCAGAAGCAAUUUGAUCAACAUUAUUCGCCGGAAAUCUGGAGGUGGUACUGUGUUUCAUGAUCUAGGAAAUGUGAAUUAUAGCCUUUUGGCGAACCGAAACGAAUUUUCACAUACAAAGGGAGCUGAACUGAUACUUAAGGCUCUUCAAGAAUUAAACAUAGAAGCAGAGCUUAAUCAGCGCCAUGAUAUUGUUUUAAAGGAAACAAAACAAAAAAUAAGUGGUUCCGCUUACAAGAUCAGCAAAGGGAAAACUUACCAUCAUGGUACAAUGCUUCUCGAUUCGGAUUUGGAGGGAAUUAGCAGGUAUUUAAAAAGCACAACGAAGGGAAUUAUUUCCAAAGGUGUUUCAAGUACCCGAUCGGAUGUUGCAAAUGUAAAACUUGCUCGAGUAGAUUUUCUAAAGGAAGCAAUCAUAAGCUUUUUACAAUACGACAAUGCUCGGCAUUCCUCUGGAAGUAAUCCCACCAUUUCUUUAAAUGAUCAAGAAAGCAAAGACUCUUUUUUUGGAGAGAACAUUAUGUUUGUGGAUUCAAAUGAUCUGGCUGGCGUGCCACAUAUCAUGAAAACCAUGCAGGAACUCAAAUCAUGGGAUUGGACCUUUGGACAAACACCGUUCUUUAAGCAGUUCAUAACUACAAAUACUCUACCUAUCGGGAAUCAUAUGGUUGAACUUGAUAUAUCUAUACGGCAUGGGAAAAUUGAAAACUUCAUUCUUACGAGCUCAAAUAACCGACUUCAACAAGAAAUAAUGAAUUAUCCUUGGAAAGGGAUGGCAUAUGAAUUGGGCUUUAUCAAUUCUCUUAUGAUAAAUAGCAUUCCUAGUUCAGAAGCAUUGGUUGUUCUCGAUUGGAUAUCCAAAAAUAUUUAA